CGAGCGCGAUUUCCUAGUUUUCCUCAGUGCCCCAAAGUUAAUACCAGUGCUCGAUAGUGUACGCGGAUUCACCCCCUAUAUGGACCCAAUGCGGCAUUACUCUAGGUGACGCACUCGCUCAAGGGUUUAUGGCGCUGAGGGGAUCCGGAGCGGUGCAGCAGCGGGCGAUCGAGACGUUGACAUGCUGAAGGAAGAAAGCCACGUGGGCUGAGCCUACCCACAUCGGCGGCACUGCCUCUCUGAAAAGAUGUCCUAAUAUGGGUCAGCCUUGGAUGCUGGUUCGUGCGGCUGCUAUACUACUCGUGACGAGGCAAACACUAGCUCUUUCCGACAUCUUCGAAGAAGGCAAAUCCGACAAGGAAAUCCUGGAUAACCUUUUACGGGCCACACGCUACGACAAGAGGCUGUUGCCUCCUGUUAGAGAAUCUUUAACUGUCAACGUCAGUGUCUUGCUGCUGAGUCUAGCAUCACCGGAUGAAUCUAGUUUGAAAUACGAAGUGGAGUUCCUGCUGCAGCAGCAAUGGUACGACCCGCGGCUGCGGUACUCGAACCAGAGCCAGUACAACUACCUGAACGCGAUCCACCACCACAGCGACAUCUGGCUGCCUGACACAUAUUUCAUAAUGCACGGGGAUUUCAAGGACCCGCUCAUCCCCGUACAUUUCUCCCUUCGUAUUUAUAGAAACGGGAGCGUAAGUUACCUCAUGCGGAGGCACCUUAUAUUAUCCUGCCAAGGAAGUUUAAAUAUAUUUCCUUUCGAUGAUCCUAAGUGUACGUUUUCGAUGGAAAGCAUAUCGUACGAGGUAUCAUCUAUAAAGUAUGUAUGGAAGAAUGCUGAAGAAGUGCUUAGAAAAUCGCCGAGCUUGACGACGCUGAACGCUUACCUUAUAAAUAAUGCAACCUCCGUUUGCCCGCAGAAGUCGAGUUGGAGGGGUAACUACAGCUGUCUUAUGGUCGAAUUGAUAUUCACGAGGGACCGCGCCUUCUAUUUCACAACAGUUUUUAUACCGGGUAUCAUAUUAGUGACGUCAUCGUUUAUAACGUUCUGGUUAGAAUGGAACGCAGUGCCUGCUAGAGUAAUGAUCGGUGUAACAACAAUGCUCAAUUUUUUCACAACCUCAAAUGGAUUCCGUUCCACGCUACCUGUCGUAUCGAACCUCACCGCGAUGAAUGUCUGGGACGGAGUGUGCAUGUGUUUCAUUUACGCAUCAUUGUUAGAAUUCGUGUGCGUGAACUACGUGGGGCGCAAAAGGCCCCUCCACAACGUCGUAUACAGGCCGGGAGAAAAUCCUGUCACACAGGGCGAGUGGCCCGAAAAGCUUUUGUCAGUGGCUCUCCUCAUAAGAUUGUACGUUGUUUGGUCUGUCAUGUUGCAGCGACUGCCCGCUGUACUCAGCAGGAUAGGCAUUAUACUGGCCAGUCCCUUGGAGACUGCAGAACAAGAAUAUUAUUCCACAUUCUGUGAAAGUCCCCGAAUGAGAGGCGACAAAAAGCGGGAAUCGACAGUGCCCAAUGAAAUCGUCUCUUGCACCAAUUGUGGACCAAAUCCUUGCACCCAUGCUGCCAACAACGGUUGCGCUGAGGCAUGUGUAUUGCAGGUGAGAAAAAAGGAGCCCCCGCACCCUAUCCGAGUGGCAAAGACUAUCGACGUGAUCGCCAGGAUAACUUUCCCGACAGCGUUCGCGGUUUUCCUGAUUUUCUUCUUCUACCACUACAAAAGCUUCACAAAUGGCACGCACGAAACUAAUAACGACUAAGUGAUAACCUGGGACGGUAAUACCUAAGUACAUAUCAAUAGUUCUUAAACUACCAGUGAAUGGCAGUGUACUUAAAUAUAGUGUACUUGAGUAUUUUACAGUUUUAAUAUAAUUUUUUUGCAAUUUUUGCAUAAUGGUUCGCAAAACGUGUAGCUGUAUCAGCACUGUACAUAAAGAAAUAUUUUCAAGAUAAUUUAUGUAUACCCUUACACGUAUUCUCUAUUAGGUAGUUUUUAAUAUUGUAUGGAAAAAAAAACUGCAAUUACAUUAUUAUAUAUUGUGAUAUUACCAAUUCGCGGAUGACGUUUGUUGAUCGUAAUAUAAAAAUAUUAAAACUACUUACUACUUAUAAAAACCCCUAAAAUAUAAGUAUCCACUUGUGUCUAGUGGAAUUUUGUUUUGAACCCAAUGCAAGCGAGAAUAUUGGAUUCUACCAAUUCCAAUUAUGUUAUAGUUUAUUUUAUAUUUAAAGCAAAUCAGUACAUAUUUGCCAAAUAAACGCAAUUCUUGAUUCUUGAUCUAUAUAACUAAAGAGAAACAUGUUUUUCUCGAAUGUU
This is a messenger RNA of Anoplophora glabripennis (Asian longhorned beetle), 2314 nucleotides long. It is a transcript of the gene pHCl-1, whose product is annotated as glutamate-gated chloride channel. The coding region runs from base 258 to 1757 and encodes 499 amino acids. The transcript is spliced from 14 exons. The record is from RefSeq and is a predicted model, not a curated record. Gene Ontology annotation, biological process: signal transduction; chloride transmembrane transport; chemical synaptic transmission. Gene Ontology annotation, molecular function: extracellular ligand-gated monoatomic ion channel activity; transmembrane signaling receptor activity; chloride channel activity. Gene Ontology annotation, cellular component: neuron projection; synapse; membrane. NCBI's taxonomy places the organism in Eukaryota, Metazoa, Arthropoda, Insecta, Coleoptera, Cerambycidae.